GCGGUCGCGUUCAGAUGACGUCAUAAAUCGUGGCCGCUUUGUGUUGGAGGCAGCAGAGCAGAGCAAUUUGUAGUCACUGUAGGUUUAUUUUAUUUACAUUGGCGCUGAAGUAGAAUCGGAGCCGAGGGGUCUACAAGGAUGACAGCGGGGUUUAUUAAAGGGCUGCUGCUUCUGUCUCUCACUCUGGUGGUGUGGACACUGCCGAUAGAUCGCAACGCGGAGCCGCCUCAGGAGGAGAGGCUUGAGGAGAAUGCUGACACCGGUCUGUACUAUGAUCGCUACUUGAGGGAGGUGAUCGAAGUGUUGGAAACAGAUCCUCACUUCCGAGAAAAACUCCAGACAGCCAACACGGAUGACAUUAAGAGUGGACGUCUCAGUAAGGAGUUGGAUUUGGUGGGCCACCACGUGAGGACUCGACUGGACGAGCUGAAGAGACAAGAAGUGUCACGCCUCAGGAUGCUGCUGAAGGCGAAAUUGGACAGCACGAACACACAGAGUGUUCAGAUGGAUCACGCCUCCUUGUUGAGGCAGUUUGAACAUCUUGAUCCUCACAAUCAGAACACGUUUGAGGCCAAAGACCUGGAGCUGCUUAUCGCCACAGUAACAAACAUUCAGAGCAUGCCAUAAGUUACCACCAUAGAUAGAUAACUUGCCUCACUGUGUGUGCACGUGCUUAUUUUCAGGCCACUAAAGAUCUUGAGAAUUAUGAUGCAGAGCGCCAUGAGGAGUUUAAGAGAUA
Triplophysa rosa is the source of this 739-nucleotide messenger RNA. It is a transcript of the gene nucb1, whose product is annotated as nucleobindin 1. Lineage: Eukaryota; Metazoa; Chordata; Actinopteri; Cypriniformes; Nemacheilidae. Gene Ontology annotation, molecular function: calcium ion binding. The coding region runs from base 139 to 627 and encodes 162 amino acids. The record is from RefSeq and is a predicted model, not a curated record. The transcript is spliced from 5 exons. Gene Ontology annotation, cellular component: extracellular exosome; endoplasmic reticulum-Golgi intermediate compartment.